AUGUGUUCUCUCGAGAGACUGAAUCUGUGCAAUGAUCUCAUUUACAAAAUAGCAGUUGACAGUAAAUCACGUAAAUUUGUAUCUCACAUCUUCAAAGCAACAAAAGAACAGCCUGCAUGUUCUCACAUACAGAACGGUAUUUUGAAGGACUAUGUAACGAGGAUUAACUCACUGUCAUUUCUACACGUUUACCGAAUUGUAUUACGUCUCGAAGCCAUGGAGCGCAGGGAUUGGCUUUUGCAAAUCAAGAACACGCUCAACGCUCUGACUAAGAAAAGAAUAUUACUGUACAUAUUAAGGAAAAACACAUUUAUUAGACCGAUUCUGUCGGAGUGUUUGUUCCAAUUUAAUACGCGAACAGGCAUUUGGAGUGCUGAGGACACGAGAAAUAGCUUCUGGUCCAUUUGGAAUUUGAGCAUAGAUGAAUUUUAG
This is a messenger RNA of Vavraia culicis subsp. floridensis, 432 nucleotides long. RefSeq lists its product as uncharacterized. NCBI's taxonomy places the organism in Eukaryota, Fungi, Microsporidia, Pleistophoridae. The coding region runs from base 1 to 432 and encodes 143 amino acids. The transcript has a single exon. The record is from RefSeq and is a predicted model, not a curated record.